This is a messenger RNA of Capsicum annuum, 1346 nucleotides long. RefSeq names its product 2-alkenal reductase (NADP(+)-dependent). Lineage: Eukaryota; Viridiplantae; Streptophyta; Magnoliopsida; Solanales; Solanaceae. Bases 91 to 1143 code for a protein of 350 amino acids. The transcript has 5 exons. Gene Ontology annotation, molecular function: oxidoreductase activity, acting on the CH-CH group of donors, NAD or NADP as acceptor. The record is from RefSeq and is a predicted model, not a curated record.
UUAGCAAUAACUACACACUUCAUCUAAAAAUUGUUUUGAAUCUUGAAUAAAAUUACAAUUUUUUUUUUUUUUUAAUCUGCAUAGGAAAAAAUGGAGAACCAAGUACUAGGAAAAACAGUUGAGAACAAACAAAUAAUAUUCAAAAGUUACAUUGAAGGAAUUCCAAAAGAAACUGAUAUGGAGUUGAAAAUUGUAAAAGAAUUGAAUCUUGAAAAAGUUUCAAAAGGUUCAAAUGGAUUAUUGGUGAAGAAUUUGUAUUUAUCUUGUGAUCCUUUUAUGCGUGGACGAAUGCGCGAUUUUACCGGCUCUUACCUCCCUCCUUUUGUUCCAGGUGAGGUGAUUGAAGGAUUUGGCGUAUCAAAAGUUUUAGACUCGGAUAAUCCAGACUUCAAGCCAGGCGAUAUAAUCUCAGGUUUCACCGGUUGGGAAGAAUACAGCUUAGUAUACAAUACCGAUCAGAUGAGGAAAGUUCAGGCCGAUGAUAUGCCUUUGUCUUAUCAUGUCGGUCUUCUUGGCAUGCCAGGUUUUACAGCGUAUGCUGGAUUUUACGAGGUUUGCAAACCUAAAAGAGGGGACUAUGUUCUCGUUUCUGCUGCCUCAGGAGCCGUUGGUCAGCUUGUUGGCCAACUCGCGAAGUUAUAUGGAUGCUACGUUGUAGGAAGUGCCGGAACAAAACAAAAAGUUGAUAUACUGAAGGAUAGACUCGGAUUCGAUGGAGCAUUCAACUACAAGGAAGAAGCGGACCUUGAUAAAGCUCUCCGAAGACAUUUCCCCGAGGGGAUUGACAUUUACUUUGACAACGUUGGUGGAUCCAUGCUAGACGCAGCAUUGCUCAACAUGAAGAUUCAUGGCCGAAUUGCCCUAUGCGGAAUGGUAUCACAGCAAAGCCUUUCAAAUCCACAAGGGAUACACAACUUGUUACAGCUCAUCACAAAGCGCGUUAAGAUGCAAGGCUUCCUCCAGAGCGAUUAUCUACAUCUAUUCCCGCGCUUUCUUGAAGACAUUACUAGCUUGUACAAGCAGGGAAAGAUAACGUACUUAGAAGACAUGAACGAAGGCCUUGAGAGCGCUCCGGCUGCCUUAGUUGGACUGUUUUCUGGACAGAAUACCGGUAAAAAGGUCAUCCGCGUUGCUCACCAUUGAUCUUACUCGGAUCCCCUCGGGUUUUUUUUCUAGAGACACACAGAUCUUAUCGCUACCUCGGAGUCUAUAAUGACAAGAACCAGGUUCUUUUGCAUAAAGAACAAGGCCUAUGUAGACCAGUUGUAAACUGAUAAGACAAUGAACACUGAUCUAAUAUUAUCAAAUUAAACAUUCAAUAAGAAACACCGGACAUUGACAUGACA